CUUCCUAGAAUUAAUGCUCUUUUCCGCUUGAUCCUGAAUGUUUGGCUGCUCUCCUUUGUGAAGAACAGACGGAGGAUGUUGUAAUGAGAGUCGGAUGCGAGAAGUGGUUUGACCUGUAGUCCGAGUUUCUUCCAACCGUUCCCUGCGACUCACCUGCCGUAUCCUCACUGACCUGAAAGUCCAGUUUCGCCGAGAGCCCAGAAGUGCACAUGGCUCAGGAUGAGAAUAAACGUCUGGUGGUGGUGGUCCCUAAUGAGAUCCCAUCACGCCGGUCCUUCACCAGUGAAGAUGAGGCUUGGAAGUCUUACCUGGAGAACCCACUGACUGCUGCCACCAAGGCAAUGAUGAGCAUCAAUGGAGAUGAGGACAGUGUGGCUGCCUUGGGACUGCUUUAUGAUUACUAUAAGGUUCCUAAAGAAAAGAGGCUACUACCAGUCCCCAAACUCCCAGAAGACCAUGAAAAGAGGAUAGGUCAAGAUGAAUUUGAGUCAACAGACAGUCAUAUUCACGUCCUGAAGUCACUUCCUGUCAACCUGUCCUUGAACACAGACACCCACAGUGGAGAGAGUAAGCAAGAUCUCUUCAGUACAUUGCCUGGUGAGGGGGGUGUUGUGGCCACUGUGAAGGCUGAAGUUUAUGCUCAGGCAUUCUCCAGCCAUCACCAUCAGCAGGGGCUGCAGUUUCAACGCAUGCCCUACCACCAGCCUUUGCAGGAGCCAGCUAGUGUCAGUCAUGAUGGAUACAUGAAGGAUGAACAGUGCAGUACACCAGAUAGCACCUUUGAAGACUCCUACCCUGAAGAGACCAUGAAGUACAGGGUACCCACCUCACUAGGGCCACAAGAUUUCACCCAGGAGCAUCCAGGGGUAGACAUCUUCCAGUACACGAUAGAGGCGAGUCGCUCAGUCCGUGUGAAGGGCGGCGAGGGGCCGAUGAUCUAUCUGAACAAGGGCCAGUUCUACGGCAUCACUCUCAGUGAAAGUGGGGCCAAUAAGGGCCUCCGUCAUCCCAUUAGUAAAGUGCGGAGUGUGGUGAUGGUGGUGUUUGGACAGGAUAAGUGUCGAGAUGAACAGCUAAAGCACUGGAACUACUGGCACUCCCGCCAGCACACAGCCAAGCAGAGAGUCCUUGAUAUAGCUGACUAUAAAGAGAGCUUCAACACCAUUGGCAAUUUAGAGGAAAUAGCCUACAAUGCUGUAUCCUUCACCUGGGAUGUCAAUGAAGAAGCAAAGGUUUUCAUCACAGUGAACUGUCUGAGCACUGAUUUCUCCUCACAGAAGGGAGUAAAAGGUCUUCCACUCAUGAUCCAGAUUGACACCUACAGUUAUAAUAACAGGAGUAACAGACCCAUCCAUAGAGCAUACUCCCAGAUCAAGGUCUUCUGUGAUAAGGGGGCUGAACGAAAAAUUCGCGAUGAGGAGAAAAAGCAGCUCCGGAAGAAGGUCAAAGGUCAAACUGUGGGUGGUCAAGGUCACGAUGGAAAGAGAGGUUUCGUUACCUUACCGCAGAAGAAGUCAGAUGUCACGUUUUUCAAAACUAUGACAGACUUGGAGUCCCAGCCUGUCCUCUUCAUCCCUGAUGUCCAUUUCAACAACCUCCAGAGAGCCGGUCAGGUGUUCAGUUUUGGCGUUGAAGAAAUGGAGAGUGAUGGGGUGGGACUGAAAAGGACGUUCAGGUCUUCAGAGGCUGAUGUUUGUUCUCCACCCGUUAAAUACAGCAGAGAGGAGAAGAGGGUCCUGUUGUACGUAAGGAGAGAAGCUGAUGAUGUUUUUGAUGCACUGAUGCUGAAGUCUCCAACACUGAAAAGUUUGCUUGAGGCAAUAUCAGGCAAAUAUUCUGUUCCUGUGGAGAAAAUGACUAAAAUCUACAAGAAAAGCAAGAAAGGUAUUCUAGUCAACAUGGAUGACAACAUCAUUGAGCACUACAGCAAUGAGGACACAUUUAUUCUGGCCAUUGACAGUCAGGCUGACUGUUAUCGGGUUACUCUCACUGAAAUUUAAAAUUGGUGCACUAAUUACAUGGAUCUGUCUGGAGAACACGGGACUCUGAAACAGCAAACUCAUUCUGCGCUAGUCUAUUUGGCCCAUAACCUCUGUGUUAGCAGAGAAAUUGCCUCCAGAAUUAAUUCACUUGGGAAUGCACUUCAACAGACCUGUGUGUACAGUUAAACUGGCUUGAAUGAACUUCAUGAUAGCUAAUUUGAGCAACAGGUAAAACGUUACCCCAAAGCUCAGUCAAUUUUAACAUUCAUUUUUACAUCUUUUCUCUGGUAAAUGCUGUCUCCCCCUUUUGGCCAACAGGGUGAAACAUGUAUACUAGACCUUAAAAAAGCAAGCUGACUUUGAGUAUUGUUACAUAUCAUUCAUUCUUUUCCUUAUAAAUAGUGCACACAGAUUAAAUGUGACUGUUAAGGGAUCAUUAACGUCUGACCAUUUUUGUAAAAGUUGACACUUUCAUCUUUGUCAAAAGAAGACACAUUGUGUUGUAAAUUAUACCCACAUCAAAUAGCAUGAAAACUGGCCCAAAUGUUGUUUGCUUCCGUGAAUACACACUACUCUUUACCUUAUGUGUUAUGUGGAAUGCAUGUAAAGUUUACAGAUAUUCCUUAUUGUGUUGUAUGUUGAUGUUUUGAUGUCUUUUUAAAAACAUACUUUGUACAUAUUUUUUAUGGAUUAUUUUUAUCAGUUAUAUCAGAAUAAACUCACAAGUCCAGAGUAUCUUCACUCUUUCACAUUC
Molecule: messenger RNA, 2736 nt
Organism: Myxocyprinus asiaticus (Chinese sucker)
Lineage: Eukaryota; Metazoa; Chordata; Actinopteri; Cypriniformes; Catostomidae
Gene: grhl2a
Product: grainyhead-like transcription factor 2a
Exons: 16
Coding region: 210-2000 (596 amino acids)
Biological process (GO): regulation of transcription by RNA polymerase II; brain development; neural tube development
Cellular component (GO): nucleus
Molecular function (GO): DNA-binding transcription activator activity, RNA polymerase II-specific; RNA polymerase II cis-regulatory region sequence-specific DNA binding
Source: RefSeq, a predicted model, not a curated record